AUGGAGCUGCCAGGCACCAACGCCUCUGCAGUGCAGAACUUCUGCCAGCUGUCAGAGGACUACAAGCAAGUCUAUCUGUCCCUGACCUACAGCUUCAUCUUCCUGCUGGGGCUGCCUCUCAACAGCACUGUCCUGUGGCUCUGCUGGCGCCAAGCCAAGCGCUGGGGCUGUGCCACCAUCUACCUGGUCAACCUCAUGUUAGCCGACCUGCUAUACGUGCUGACGCUGCCCUUCCUGGUCAUCAACUAUGCACUGGGGGACAGCUGGCCCUUCGGGGAGCUGCUGUGCCGGCUGGUGCGCUUCCUGUUCUACACCAACCUCUAUGGAGGCAUCCUGCUGCUCACCUGCAUCUCCGUGUACCGUUUCCUGGGCGUGUGCCACCCGCUGCGCUCCCUGCCCUACCGCACCCGCCGCCACGCCCUGUGGGCCACCGCUUUCAGCUGGGCCCUGGUGGUGCUGCAGCUGCUGCCCACGCUGGUCUUCUCACACACUGACCACAUCAAUGACCACACAGUCUGCUACGACCUGGCCAGCCCCAGCAACUUCCACCACUUCUUUGCCUAUGGUAUCUUCCUGACGCUGUCAGGCUUCAUCGCCCUCCCUGGUCAUCACUGUGUGCUCCUCGCUGAUGGUCAGGAGCCUGGCCAAGCCAGAGGAGGGCCUGGCGAGCGUGGGCGGCGCAGCUCGGGCCAAGUCCAUCCGCUCCGUCAUGCUGGUGUGCAGCCUCUUUGCCCUGUGCUUCCUGCCCUUCCACCUGGCCCGUUCCUGCUACCUGGCACUGCGCUUCCUGCCUACUCAGGACUGCCGGCUGCUGGCAGUGGCCAGUCUGGCCUACAAGGUCUGGAGGCCCCUGGUGAGCCUCAGCAGCUGCCUCACCCCAUUCUCUACUUCCUGUCAGGGAGGAAGUGGGCCCAGCUCCUGCGGGAACUGAGGGUGGACAGGGUGGGGCAGCAACCCAGGAACUGGCGGAUCUGGGCACUGAGCGAGGGAGCUCGAUGCUGA
Messenger RNA from Erinaceus europaeus (western European hedgehog), 1002 nucleotides. Its product is annotated as P2Y purinoceptor 3-like. Gene Ontology annotation, biological process: G protein-coupled receptor signaling pathway. NCBI's taxonomy places the organism in Eukaryota, Metazoa, Chordata, Mammalia, Eulipotyphla, Erinaceidae. The record is from RefSeq and is a predicted model, not a curated record. Gene Ontology annotation, molecular function: G protein-coupled receptor activity. Gene Ontology annotation, cellular component: plasma membrane.